This is a messenger RNA of Lactuca saligna, 2254 nucleotides long. The record is from the annotation of a GenBank genome assembly. Lineage: Eukaryota; Viridiplantae; Streptophyta; Magnoliopsida; Asterales; Asteraceae.
GUAAUAUUUCCUGCUUCAUCGUUAUUAUAAAUGUACUUGCUUUUCGUACGCUUUUGAUACAUUGAGUACACUGUUAGCUCUUGUAUGGACAUGAAGUCGACGUUUGCUCGAGAUCUAUGACUUUCGAAGUUUGCAAAUAGUUGAAUUUUGAAAUCAACUGUUCCUUGGUCAUAGAUUGGGGUGCAUUUGUGCAUUAUUGAGGUUUUAGGGAGGUCAAUUGGUUUAAUUAGAGCUAGGUAGAUUGGGGUGAUACAAAAUGGCAGAGGUGGAUUUUCAAAAUCCUCUUCUUGGCGAUACAACCUGUGGUUCGUUACUGCAUCAGUUGCAGAAAAUUUGGGAUGAGGUUGGUGAAAGUGACGAGGAAAGGGAUAAGAUGCUUCUUCAGCUAGAACAGGAGUGCUUGGAUGUGUACAAGAGGAAAGUUGACCAGGCUGCAAAGUCAAGGGCACACCUUCUUCAGGCACUGGCAGAUGCUAAACUUGAACUUUCAACCCUUCUUGCAUCCCUUGGAGAGAAAACGUUUGUUGGAAUCCCUGAGAAGACAUCAGGAACCAUUAAGGAACAACUUGCUGCUAUUGCACCUGCUCUAGAACAAUUGUGGAAGCAGAAGGAAGAGAGGAUAAAGGAUUUCUCAGAUGUACAAACACAAAUACAAAAAAUAUGCGGAGAAAUUGCAGGGAGUAGUAAUCAGCAGGCAGGAAGCCCAAAAGUUGACGAGUCUGACUUAUCCUUGAAGAAAUUGUCAGAAUUCCAUGACCAGUUAAAAGAGCUCCAGAAGGAGAAAAGUGAUAGAUUGCACAAGGUCCUGGAACUUGUGAGCACUGUACAUGACCUUUGUGCUGUCCUUGGGAUCGAUUUCUACAGUACAGUGACAGAGGUGCAUCCAAGCUUAGAUGAUGCAACUGGGGUGGGCUCCAAAAGCAUAAGCAAUGACACCCUAGCUAGGCUUGCUAAAACAGUUAUAGCUUUAAAAGAAGAUAAGAAGCAGAGGUUAAAGAAGCUUCAAGAGUUAGCAACUCAGCUAAUUGAUCUUUGGAAUUUGAUGGAUACGUCUGAAGAAGAGCGUAGUUUGUUCGAUCAUGUUACUUGUAACAUCUCAGCUUCAGUGGAUGAAGUAAAUGUCCCAGGGGCUCUUGCUCUUGAUUUGAUUGAACAGGCUGAGGUGGAAGUUGAAAGGCUAGAUAAGCUUAAAUUUAGCAGAAUGAAAGAGAUUGCAUUUAAGAGGCAAGGCGAGCUUGAAGAGAUUUUCGCACAUGCACACAUUGAGAUCGACUCACAAGCUGCUAGAGAGAAAAUUUUGUCGCUGAUUGAUUCUGGGAGUGUCGAGCCUUCUGAGUUGCUAGCAGACAUGGAUAAUCAAAUCAUAAAAGCCAAGGAAGAGGCAAUCAGUAGGAAAGAUAUAUUGGAUAAAGUUGAGAAGUGGAUGUCAGCAUGUGAAGAAGAAAGCUGGCUUGACGAUUACAAUAGGGAUGACAACAGAUAUAAUGCAAGCAGAGGUGCACACUUAAAUCUGAAGCGAGCAGAAAAGGCCAGAAUCUUGGUCAACAAAAUUCCGGGUCUUGUGGAGACUUUGGUGGUGAAAACCAGAGCAUGGGAAGAGGAACACGGACUUACAUUUGCAUAUGACGGUGUUCCACUGCUUGCGAUGUUAGACGAAUAUGCUUUACUCAGGCAUGACAGAGAAGAAGAGAAACGAAGAAUGAGGGACCAGAAGAAGUUUCAUGAACAGCUAAACACGGAACAAGAAGCAAUAUUCGGUUCAAGACCGAGCCCGGCGCGACCACUUAGCAGUACAAAGAAGGUGGUGGGACCACGUGUGAAUGGUAAUGGAACACCAAACAGAAGGCUGUCUUUGAACCAAAAUGGAGGUACUGCUAGGUCAGGCAAGAGAGACAGUGCCAGACCAAUUGCUCCUUUGAACUAUGUGGCCAUAUCAAAAGAGGAUGCUGCCUCACAUGUCUCGGGUACUGAGCCUGCCCCAGUUACACCUUAAGAGAACUUGACUUGAGUAAGUAUAAAAUGUUUCUUUAGGAUCCUACCUACCUACCUACUAUCAACUCUCUCUCUCUCUCUCUCUCUCUCUCUCUCUCUUGUGAUUGCAUGUUACUACUUACUAUAACCAGAUUCAUAAUAUGCGUCUUUCGAGACUGGGAGUGGAUAUGAGAGAGACUUUAGCUUAGCUUAACUUGUGUGCAUGAUAUAUGAUAUGAUAUAUUAGCAUCUAUUACUUACCUAACUGCUAUUUCCUAUUGGC